ACGCUAAGACGGCGAUGGACGUAGAAUGGUAUAAAACGGUAUAAACCCAUUGAAAUGAAUAAAUUAAAUUGAAUUGAAUGGUCAAAGAUGGAUAAAAUGAAAGGAAUUUGCUGAUGUUGACAUUUUUGCGAGAUUAAAAGAACUCUCCGGAAUAAGGGCAUGUGCAAAUGUAAGUAGAAGAAGACAGAGAUUGAGUGUGGAUGAGGGAUAGAAGAUAACCAGAUCUGGAAGAAAAAUAUCCUCGUGUCUUUUGGCGCCAUUCUUCAAGGAGAAAAUUCAUCAAAAUCAAACGAAAGAAAUGGAGGAUUGGCAAGAGAAGGAUUCAGUGUUGGAUUACGGUUUUUCUGGCGUGAUAAUUGAGACAAGUGAUCCCCAAGGAGAUGGCGCAGUGGGUCAGGAGCCUCCUGAACUCACCAGCCGAACCAGAACUCCCAUAGAAGACGUAGAUUUGGUGUAUUCACGUGAAAAUAAUUUGCAGCUGCAAAUUCAUCCGGAUGAUGUGAAUGUACGGAUUAUACAGGCUGUUAAGAAAUAUCCUUGCCUGUUUCAUCGGAAGACUUCUCACUACAAAGAUCCUGUUUAUACGAAAAAUCAAUGGAGGGAUGUGUCCAGAGAAGUCUAUUCCACGCAUCUUUUAGAUGAGGACUGUCGCAGGAUAUUCAAGGCCCUUUUCCGGGAAUUUUCUGUAAUUUACGUGAUUCUACGUGAUCGGAAACUCAUGGAAGAGGGCUGGCACCGCAAGAAGAUAUUCAUCUACUACGACCACAUGCUCUUCUUCAGGGAUCAAGUAAACAUUCCGCAGGUGCGACAGAAUGACGUGAAUGCCUUUUUGAAGAAGACCCGAAAAUGGGAAUGGUGGAAGGAACAUAAAGCUAAGAUUGAUAGACAAGAGGCUGCUAAAGCUAAAGCCCUCCAAGGAGGUGAAGAACAAGAAGUUGCUGCCCCAGAAGCAGAGUCAAAUGAUGGGAUUGAAAGCUUGAUGGAAGAUAUGAAUCUUGCUUAUGUUGUAGAUAACAAUCUUCAUGAGAAAAUCCCUCCGGAUGAUUUCAAUCUGAAACUCAUUAAUGCCAUUAAGGUGUAUUCAUCUGCAACCAAUGUAUACCCCAGGAUGAUGAAGAAUUCCACCGUGUCCAUACAGGAAAACGAUAAACUCUGGGCUACUGUUGCCGAAAGUCUCGGCGCCACAGAACGCAAAUGCAGGAAUGUUUUCAGGGAUCUUCUUAAUGAAUUUUCCGUGAUCUAUGGAAUUCUACAAGAUCGUGAAUUAGUAGAGAUGGGCUUGCAUCAUCAACGAAAAAUAUUUAUCUACUACGAUCACAUGCUUUUCUUCAAGGAUCUCAUUGAUGUUCCUCUUGUGCGACACCAUCAAGUACAAUCCAUAGUGAAGAGAGCUCAAAGGGCCCAAAGGAAGCAACACAGAGCACCUGAGAAUGCGCAAAUUAACCACGAAGACGUUGAUAUUGAAGAAAUAAUUGCAAAAACAGGUGAUCUUGAUGUUGCGUACGUGAAAGAGAAGCUCAAGCACCUUCAAAUUCAUCCGGAUGAUCCAAAUGUGAAGCUCAUUGAAGCUGUGAAGGAGUAUCCUUGUCUAUAUGACAGGAACUUGCGUUAUAAAGAAUCACGAGCAUGGCAGGAAAUAACUCUCAAAACUAAUAUUAAGAAAUCCAGAAAGAAAUUCCAAGCUCUCUUUAGGGAAUUUCAAGCUACAUUCGUAAUAUUGAGAGAUCCCCAACUCACAGCGGAAGGUCUGCCAAGACCAUUCAUCUACUACGAGAGAAUGCUCUUCAUGAGGGAGAAAGUUGAUUUUAAUCACGUUAAAAAGUACGUCGUACCGUUGAUUUUGAAGACGCAGAAGAGGAAGAUGAAGAAAAUGCAGAGAAAUUCAUGGCGCAAAGAGAAUCAGUCAGAAUCCGGAGGAAGCUUCCGUAGUAGCCUUCAUUCAUCCACUUUGUCUGAGCUCAACUGUCCAACAAGAACUUCCGAAGCAUCCACCCAGGAGGAAGGUCUUCAGUGGGGAAAUGUCCUUCAUCCGCAGGAAGUGACUUCCUUCUUCUACCAACUCUCAGAAAAAGUAACAAAAUCCAAUAUUGGCUAUGAAACUUUUGCGGAAAUGAAGAAGGAAAUUGAGAUGGUUGUUGAAGGCAGAAUGGCUAAAAUUUAAUUACUUUUUACAGAAUUAUUAUCCGUUAAUAUUUUUGCCAUUUUUGCACUUCAAUAUGUUGUUUGAAUUUAUGAAUUAAAUAAUUAUUAAAUCAACAAGAUUUACAUAAAUAAUUUUGCCAAAAUGCCGUCAUUUAAAUGGCAGCCAGGCCAGCUAAUAAUUUAGACCUCGAUUUAUUUAAAUGUUGACUUCGUUGUAAAACUUCAAAGAGAAUUUUAUUCAAUAAACCGAAUUUCAAACAAAAAA
Messenger RNA from Lutzomyia longipalpis, 2407 nucleotides. RefSeq lists its product as uncharacterized. NCBI's taxonomy places the organism in Eukaryota, Metazoa, Arthropoda, Insecta, Diptera, Psychodidae. Gene Ontology annotation, biological process: regulation of transcription by RNA polymerase II. The coding region runs from base 299 to 2161 and encodes 620 amino acids. The record is from RefSeq and is a predicted model, not a curated record. Gene Ontology annotation, cellular component: nucleus; transcription regulator complex. The transcript is spliced from 3 exons.